CAAUAUAAAAGAGUAGGAGCAUACAUAGACCACCAAAACAAAAUGGGGGAGACAAGAGGAAGGGUCCCACAUGUUCUUCUACUGGCUUUGAUACAAGGUGUGCUGAGCUCCAGCACUGUGGAGGUGCUUCCCUCUGAGAACCCGGCCUGUGCGGGCAACACGGUGACCCUGACGCUGUCUCCGGCCACACAGCUGCAGAGCGGCAGCUGGGCUGUGGGGGGCACUCAGAUCCUGACCUGGUCGGGGGGCCAGCAGGCUGUGUUCCCGAGCCACAACGGCAGGGCCUCGGUGAACGUCAGCACAGGGACUCUGACCCUGACCUCCAUCACGGUGGCUGACUCAGGGGUCUUUGUGGUCCAGAGCACCAGCCCUCAGCUCACAGCCACCUCCACCCUCACUGUGCUGGAACCUGUUUCUGCUUUGAGACUGGUGGCCAACAACACAGGCAAUUUAGUGGAAUUCAAAAGCUCUGUCAGUCUGUUUUGUUCUUCCUCUGGCUCCUCCCUCUCUUACCGCUGGCUGAAUGGCAACUCUGAAGUCACAGCCAGUGAUGGAAUUCAGCUUGGUGAUGGGAACAGCACUCUCACCAUAGUCAAUGUGACUCGAUACAACGAUGGGCCGUUUCGCUGUAAUGCUUUCAACGCCGUCAGUAAUGGAACCACUGAGCCUCUACAUCUCAAUAUCAGCUAUGGUCCAGACAGUGUGUCCUUCACAGUCAACAGGCUGAACACCACUACCUCUUUCCUGAUUGGGUCUACUCUGACCAUGUCCUGCUCGGCCCAGUCCAACCCUCAGGCUGAGUUUCAAUGGGCUUUCAAUGGGAAGCAUCUGAAUGGGACAAGUCCAGAUCUGAAGCUAUACAGUGCUGUGGAGAGCCAGAGUGGCCUAUACUCCUGCCUGGCCUUCAACAACAGAACCAUGAGCAACAGCAACGUCACUAGACAGAUCACCAUCAGCAGUGGGUCAGUGUCAGUACAGCUGGGGGUCAGUGUCUGGCUCCUCCUCCUCCUCUCCUCAUUGGCUGGGGUCCUCUUCUGAGCUCCAAUGGGCAAGCAUAUCUCACUGACUGGAAAAUAACACACAGGCCAAAUAAAGCAUUCAGUUAAAUGAACCCAUAAAAUAUAUUUAUUCAAACAUUCAUUUAAUUGACUUAGUGCCAUGGGCCAGGGCAAUGUGAAUAAAUUAUGUAAUUGACUGAAAAAAAAAAAAAAGAAUUUUAUAAUAUGGUGAAGUAAUAUCCUAGAUAUUGAUGUAACCGAACAUGGUCACUCUUGUGCAAUGUCAGACCACAGUGUGCAUCCUGUGAAAAAAAUGUAUAAUGGCUAUGAUAUCAGGAGGGUGUGUGUUCCCACUGGCUUGAAAUACACUGAGUAUACAAAACAUUAGGAACCUGCUCUUUCCAUGACAUAGACUGACCAGGUGAAUCCAGGUAAA
Coregonus clupeaformis (lake whitefish) is the source of this 1434-nucleotide messenger RNA. RefSeq names its product carcinoembryonic antigen-related cell adhesion molecule 1-like. The record is from RefSeq and is a predicted model, not a curated record. Lineage: Eukaryota; Metazoa; Chordata; Actinopteri; Salmoniformes; Salmonidae. The transcript is spliced from 4 exons. The coding region runs from base 43 to 1038 and encodes 331 amino acids.